Molecule: messenger RNA, 1307 nt
Organism: Engraulis encrasicolus (European anchovy)
Lineage: Eukaryota; Metazoa; Chordata; Actinopteri; Clupeiformes; Engraulidae
Gene: ppp1r8a
Product: protein phosphatase 1, regulatory subunit 8a
Exons: 7
Coding region: 13-1164 (383 amino acids)
Cellular component (GO): nuclear speck
Molecular function (GO): mRNA binding; protein serine/threonine phosphatase inhibitor activity; protein binding
Source: RefSeq, a predicted model, not a curated record
GGACAGUGAAAGAUGGCAGCGACCCCGGCAGCCACAAACACACCUCUUUUCGACUGUCCGUCAUGGGCUGGCAAACCUCCACCCGGCCUGCACCUCGAUGUCGUCAAGGGGGACAAACUCAUCGAGAAGUUGAUUAUCGAUGAGAAGCGUUUCUACCUGUUCGGGCGGAACCCUGACCUGUGUGACUUCACUAUCGACCACCAGUCCUGUUCUCGUGCCCACGCCGCUCUCGUGUACCACCGGCACCUCAAACGCGUCUUCCUCAUUGACCUCAACAGCACGCAUGGCACGUUCCUGGGCCACAUCCGGCUGGAGCCCCACAAGCCUCAGCAGGUGCCUCUGGACUCCACCAUGUCUUUCGGGGCGUCCACGCGGGUCUACACCCUCCGCGAGAAGCCGCAGAGCCAGAGCCAGGGCCAGGGCCUUAGCCAGACGGGCACGGCCGCGGCCACGGCAGGAGGAGAGGCCAAGGGGGCGGAGGAGGAGGAGCUGAAGGGACUACUGGGGCUGCCGGAGGAGGAGACUGAACUAGAGAACCUGACGGAGUUCAACACGGCGCACAACAAGCGCAUCUCCACGCUGACCAUUGAGGAGGGAAACCUGGACAUCCAGCGGCCCAAGAGGAGGAGGAAAAGCUCCCGCGUCUCCUUCAGCGAGGACGAGGAGGUCAUCAACCCAGAGGAUGUUGACCCCUCCGUUGGGCGUUUCAGGAAUAUGGUGCAGACCGCCGUCGUCCCCAUCAAGAAGAAGAGGUUGGAUGGGGGCGGUGCCCUGGCCCUGGGGCUGGGUCUGGAUGACGGUAUGGGGCGGCGUCUCCACAGCUUCCCCCUGAGCGCCGGCCUGUACGGUGACCUGCCCCCCACGGCCCACGAGGCGCACGAGGCCCACGAGGCAGGGGGCUCGGGUAACGCCGCUGCCCAGGGAGCAUCCACCAUCCUGGGGGGCCUCCCGCUGCCCUUCCCCAACCCCGCCCCCGAGGUGGACCUCUCCUCCUCCCCCACCACCACCACCCCACAGGCCCCCGCGGUGCUGAAGACCGCCCCCGGACCCACAGCGACCGCCCCCUACACCACGGGAGCAGAGGCCCUCAACGAGCCGCGCAAGAAGAAAUACGCCAAGGAGGCGUGGCCUGGGAAGAAGCCGACGCCCUCUCUACUCAUCUGAUUGGCUGGGAUCGUGUGUGUGUGUGUGUGUGUGUGUGUGUGUGUGUGUGUGUGUGUGUGUGUGUGUACCCCAAGCCUUCUCUACUGAUCUGAUCGGCACAUCACGGCAUCCUGUCUCCUAUUGAACACUAUGGAUGUUGGCAG